AUGCGAAAACCAACAGCACCCAUUCCCUCGCCCUUUGAGUCUUCCAUUGCGAAGCCAGGGCAGGGCAAAGUGGUCCUCUCUCUCCUCCCACCAAACAAUCCCACCCUCACAACCCUCACCUACAAAUACCCAUUGAAGCUGGUCCCGCGCACUGGCGGCUUCGUCCCAAGCCCAGAUUCCUCCGUUCUUUCAGACACACGUCCCUCCAACCCCGUCCACCUCUACCUCCUCACCUAUGGCGGCGGUCUCUUGCCAGGGGACCACAUCGAAGUGUCCAUAACCCUCGAACCGAAGACGCGAAUGGUGGUAACAACGCCCCAGGGCAGCACCAAGAUCUUCAAAACGACCCCAAAUAAUGCCGGCACGACCCCAAACGUAAUCAAAGGCCACCGUGAUCAAAUGCCCGCAAAUAUCCACAUCUCCGACAUGAGCCAGCAAUCCCUAGACGUCAAAAUCGGCCGCCAAGCAGCCCUCUGCUACCUCCCCGACCCCUCUGUCCCCUUUCAACACAGUCGCUACGCCCAAGUCCAAAUCUUCACCGUAGAUGCCACCGCAAAAGGCAGCGAUCGCAGCAGUCUCUGUGUCCUAGACUGGGUAACGCAAGGCCGCACCUCGCGCGGCGAGGACUGGAACUUCCACUUCUGGCGCGGCCGCAACGAAGUCUGGGCCGAAGACGAUCAAGGCAAACGCCGACUCCUCCUCCGCGACUCGGUAAUCCUCGACGAUGAAUCGGGAGACCUGGACGCAACCCCCGUAUCCAACGAAAUCGAAGUCGAAGACGGAGCCAAAGAUGAAGUCGAAGACGCAGCGCACGACAGAAAUACCGCCCUAUCAAAACCCGCUGACAUGCCGCCGCAGGCGCCGGCUGGGCUAACACCGCUGAAUAUCAUCGCGGAGCGCACGCGGCCACACGGCGUUGUCGGCACGCUUAUCCUUUCUGGCCCUGUGUUUGAAGCGCUGGGUUCGUUCAUGCUAAAGCAGUUCCAGUCGCAGCCUCGAAUUGGCAGCCGUAAUUGGUCGGACCAUGCGGCGUCGUCCGUGCCUGAGCCAUCGCUUAGCCAUAAGGGUGAUGUUACUUGGACGGCUGCGCGCGUGCGCGCUGGCUUUGUGCUUGUCAAGUUCGGUGCUAAGGACUUUGAGACUGCGAAGCACUGGCUUGGUGGAUUAAUUCGGGAAGAAGGGAGUGUUAUCCGCGAGUUCGGUGAAGAGGCGCUCUGCUGUCUAUGA
Messenger RNA from Penicillium vulpinum, 1227 nucleotides. Its product is annotated as urease accessory protein UreD. Gene Ontology annotation, molecular function: nickel cation binding. The record is from RefSeq and is a predicted model, not a curated record. The transcript has a single exon. NCBI's taxonomy places the organism in Eukaryota, Fungi, Ascomycota, Eurotiomycetes, Eurotiales, Aspergillaceae. Bases 1 to 1227 code for a protein of 408 amino acids.